This is a messenger RNA of Owenia fusiformis, 3059 nucleotides long. NCBI's taxonomy places the organism in Eukaryota, Metazoa, Annelida, Polychaeta, Sabellida, Oweniidae. The record is from the annotation of a GenBank genome assembly.
UUAUUAUAUGUAAGGGAAGGUGAAUGUUUUGUUAAGAUUUUUGAGUUCAUCUUUUAGGUAUCAAUCAGCAUUUAUGAUAUUGCUUUGUUAUUUGAAAUAUGUAAAAGAGUAUAAUGUCACCACAUGAUUUUUAUGUCACCAAUUCUACUUAUGUCACCACAAGAAGUGUUGACAUAUUUUUGUAGUCUCCAACUUUUUGUGGUCGGUGUUUGGUAGUAUUUAUUCGACGGUCGCCAAUCGACAUCUGCAACAAAUGACAGGUGGUGACAUUUACGUGUUAACGUCAUGUUUAUUCUUUGAAAAUGAUUAUAUGAUUAAGAAUUAAUUUGUGCAGUCCAGAUUAAAAUGCUGUAAAUAAUGUAAAAUAUAUAAAAGUAUGAUUAUUAUGUUGUAUAUAAAUCACAAUGUAUGUAAUGGUUAUAUAUGUAUGUAAAUAACAUAGCCCUGCAUAAGAUAGGCUAAAAGAAAUGAAUUAUCACCUAGAAGACAUGUCUAACCAACGGGAUCAUCGAUCUAUCCGAUUUAUCAUAGCUUGUUUGAUCUACCAAACGUGUGUAAAAUGUGUAAACCAUUUUCAAGUCCAUUAGAUUCUGUUGAAGUCCUGGGGUUGAAGUAAUGUAAAUAAUGUACAUGCAUGCUAGAAUGUUAGGGCAAGUGCAAAAUAAAUGAUAUUGUUUAUAAUAUUAGGUAAUAUGGGAGUUGUUUAUGAACUAUGGUCAAAUCAAAUCAAGUUAAAAUGACAGCAAAGGGCUAACCGCACCAGAGUACUAUCUAUAUCCCCUUUGGCUUCGAUUUUAAUUUGACUUAGAUGUUGACCCAAAGAUUAACUUUUUGACAUAUUUCUGAGGUCAUAUCCUUCUCAUUUUGACGCAAUAAAAGCUGUUUAGGAGGGUACACUUACUAUAAAGGACAUCAUGAAAAUCAAGGUGAAUUUCAUCCAAAAUACUUCAGAGUUGGUGAGUAAACAUAACUUUGAAGGAUCUUACCAAUGGUAUAUCACACUAGGUACCAUCUAUUAAGGUUUUAGCUGUAGCAGGGGGACGGGACUUAUUUGACACCCUGUAUAAUCUAGCUGAAAGUAGGAUAUGGCUACUCUGAUAGAAUAGUAUAUAAAUUCAGCUUUUGGAGGGCCUCUUUCCUAAUUAUAAGAGAGGUUGAGAGCGGUGGCGCUGGACAAAGCAGUGAUAACAUGAUUGUUUUAAUUCUAGAAUAUAAGCCUAUAUAUAAAUGCAUUAUUUUGGCUAUAUAUAUAGUUACCAUGCAUUUUAUGUCCCCACCAGACAUGGACGGUGUUCAGCAGUUGGUUUUCGACGGUCGGCGUCUGUAGCAAAUGUCAGGUGGUGACAUUUUGCAUAUUGAUUGAUUGGGAGAUUUAAAACAUUUCCCACUUUGAAAGUGUAAAUUCUUCAUAAAUUCACCAAUUCAAAUUAUUUAUAUAUCCCGGAUCUUUUGGGAAAUAUUGUAUUUGAGAUUGUAGGGAAUAGAUCGGUAUGACAUUGAUACACGUCGCUUGCAUUUGGGAUUGUAUGAAAUACAUCGGUAGGAAAAUGAUACACCUUGCUUCCACUGUUGUCACUCCCUAUCCUGAUUCUACCUUUUGCCAUUAACUUUACCAGCGCCUCUAAAAACGUGUGAUUACAUAUGACGACGUUGAAGGGAAAUGACAUACGACAGUCUAUGAUAGCUGGUUAGAAGAUAAACUUAAAUAAAGGACAUUCGUAAAAAAUAUUAUAACAAUUGGUUAUAAAUCUGAAAAACUUCGAUAAUAAGUAGAACGCUUAAUUAUAAACAAAAAGAAGUAACAAAUAACUUAAUGAACCAACGAUUAUAAGGAAAAACAUUAUCGAAAUCAACACAACAAAACUGAACGUCACUUACAAUCACAGAGAAAAUAAUUAAAGCGCAUUGAUCAAAAUCAUGGUGUACAUUGACGAAGAUAAUGUCACACAACAGGCAUUCGAUAAUGUCACGUUCAAAUCGAAGGAACUGAUCAUUGUUGGGGAGAACAUAUGGCGAUAUGGAGCGCCGAUUCUUAUGGCGAUAGGGACAUUCGGAAACGUUUGUUCGGUGAUUGUGCUAUCCAGGAAAAGAAUGAGAAAAAUAACAAUGAAUUUGUUUUUACUGGCUCUGGCUAUAGUUGACAUAUCAAUGUUGUGGACUGGACUGCUAAGAAAAUGGAUCGAUGUCUUACUAGAUGUUGACUUCAGAAUCCUUAGCGGGACAUCAUGUAAAUUUCACAUUUUUAUUCAGUACACACUGAGGUAUUUGUCGUCGUGGAUCGUGAUGAUGGUUUCCAUUGAGAGAUUCAUCGCCGUAUUUUUUCCGCUGAGGGUGAAGCUUGUUUGUAAAAGGCUGACAUUCCUGAUUGCGUUAUCCACUGUAGUUGUAGCCCUGGUCGGAUUGAACUUGCAUUUCUUCUGGACAUUUGAUCUAGUAGAAAAGGAUGGUACUUUAAAAUGUGAGACCAAAGCUGACUAUGUUUCUUAUAGACGUCUUUGGUCGUGGGUGAAUGCAAUGUUUGCAUCCGUGAUUCCGAGUUUCGUUAUGUUUAUAUCAAGUUCUUUGAUCAUUGGUAAACUAGUUCUUCGUCGAUGUAAUACGACGACUGUUACAAACGGUGCUUCGAAACUCGCAAGCACGAUAUCUAUUUUGAUUUUGUGUAAUUUAUUUCUUUUACUUAUCCUCCCCUCUGUAAUUUACCAAAUACGUAGACCCAUGGUGUACCCCCCCCCCCGUGUAUUCUCAGAUUACAUGUUAAUGGGGGUCAUUUUUAACUUUUUACACUAUAUGAAUAACGUCACAAACUUUUUCAUAUACUGUGUUGCAAGCAAAAGGUUUAGACGGGAACUCGUCUCAAUUUUCAAGGCAUAACAAUAAUGCAAAUUGUCACCACCACACGGUGGCGCCCUCGGACUUGAAUCCGAUCAGUUGCUCUCAACGUCGAGUGUUCGCCUUGUUUUCAACACCAUAUAGAUGUAAAUAAUGAUUUUAUGUGUGAUAUGAGCUGUUGUAAUUCGCUUGAUCAUUUAGACCAGGGAAAUUUAGACCUAGGAAAUGCC